GAAUAUCAUUGGAGGUGAUUCUAAGCAGCUGGAAAUGCAGCGAGAGCCUCAUGUUUACACAAACUGAACCUGGGAGGAGAACGACUCAGAGAAUCUCCAAAGACCCUCCUUCAGCAACACGCGCUGUCCUGCCUCCUCUUCCUCCUCCUCCAUCUCCCAGUCCGUCUCCAGAGAGCUGGACGCAGAGUUUAGUCUCUUAUCCUCUAAUUAACAGAGAAUUUGUGCCAUUUUUGCAACCUUUCCCCCUCUGCUUCCAAUGGGCCAGAGAGACUGAUCCAGCUGUUUGCGCUGCACACAUGGAUUGUUGCGCCUUUGCUGCGGUUCUGGGAUGUUUACGCAUCGCGCUGCUCUGGGCUCUGCAACUAGGAGCGCUGGCGCAACACGCUCCGGAGUGUUACCCUGGAGGACAUCGGAUCUUACGUAGCCCCUACCGCAGCGUCGAUUUCGACUCCACAGAGAUCCAGAACACGGCCAUCCAGGACCUGAUCUGUGACCAUUCGCUGUUGGCCGGCUGGUACCGAUUCUGGAUCAACAACAAGCCGGCAGAGAUGCCAACCAGCUGCAUUGAGAUGAACCGCUGUGGUACCCAGGCUCCAAUCUGGCUGCCGCUGAAGGACACCUCUCUGCCGCGACCCGGCCAAGUCCGCCAGCUCUCCGCCUGCGCCACAUGGCAGUUUUUCCACGGCAGCGCCAAAGACUGCUGUCUUUUCCGCAUACCCAUCACGGUGAGGAACUGCGGCGACUUCCUGGUCUACUACCUUCAGCCGACGCAGGGCUGCAUGGGAUACUGCGCUAAAGUUGCUCCAGAAUCAGGAUCCAGAGUCUGUUUACCAGGAGAAGUGGAAGUUAACGGACAAUGCAAAGUUUUGGUUCCAUCUUUGCCUUCCCGGCCGGUGAUAACCCCAGAGCCCAUAGGACACAGCGUCCACCUCCGGUGCUCCUUCGUCCCGCCGCCCUGGAGCCAGACACUGGGCUUCCAGGUGGUUUGGGCCCGACACAUCGGCCACAAGAUGAAGGCCGAGAUCAGGCAGGAAUCAACGCUGAAGCCCUUCUCUCUGGUGGAGAUGGACGGCGUCCACUUCAGGCUGGGAGAGACGUUCUCAUGUAGUGUGUCGAUUUUCAAAGUUGGCUCCAACCACACCAGAUCCUCUGCAAAGGAAAGUGAAAGUUUCUACGCUGGAUUAAAGUUUUCUCCAGACUCUCUUCACAUAGCAGAGAACAACAUGGAGCAUGAAGUGACCGUCCACAGCACAGUCCCUAUUCCCUGCUUUAGCUCCAACCUUGGCCACCAGUGUGGAGUCCCUCUGGCUUUGAGUGUCCACAAUCCAGAGAGCCUGAGGCAUGAGGUCCCCAAUGUGGUGUUGUCGGCCUGCCAGGUGAAAAUCCAGCCAAAAACCUGCAGGGACGACAGCUGUGGCAGCGCAACAUUUGUCCUCACCGCUGUGACGGAUUUCACACAUGACGGAAAUCGACUGAGCCUGGUCUCUGUUUUACCUGGACCUGGUGCUCCGAGACUCUGGAGGAGCUAUACCCCAACAUCUCUGAAGGUCUUGGUUCAAGACAUUCCCACCUCUAUGUGUUACUCUUUGACUGAUCCACAUGUCAUCACACUUGAUCGCAGGCGUUAUGAGAACCACCAGACUGGCACCUUCCUUCUAUACCGAAGUCUUGCCAGGAGGUUUGAGGUCCAUUCUCGCCAGUGGGACUGUGGCAGCAGACACUACGCAGUUGCCUGCAAUUGUGGCGUUGCUGUGCAAGAGGGGAAUGACAUAGCAAUCAUUGACAUGUGCAAUGGCCAGCUUCAAGAGACCCGACCUCAGCUUAUUGUAAAGAACAUUGGUGAGGAGGGGAGUCGGGUCAGGAUCCUGGAAUCCCAUCAGGGAAAGAAGGUCACCUUGAUGUUUCCCUCUGGGGCAUUUGUCAGGGCAGAUGUAAGCGACUGGGGGAUGAGCUUGUUUGUCCGAGCUCCAAGUGUCGACUUCAGCAACACUCAGGGAUUGUGUGGGACCUUUGACCACAACAGCAACAAUGACUUUCAUGGUUCCAAUGGUGGUUUUUAUGGUCCUGAUGACUUGGACCGCUUCAUUGAGGACUGGAGGAUAGCUCCUGGUGAGAGUUUAUUUGACAAUACACCGCCUCUGAUCGUGCAAAAGGCCAGACAACCCUUCUGUCAAUGCCACAGAGAAUUUACCCCAUCUCAACAAUAUAGCAGAGGGACGGUGCAAAGUCCUUUAUCUCACUCUGACUGCUCUGCAUACGACAAUGUGGAUUACACAUCUGUUUUUCCUUCCAUGGAUACAACAGCAGAAUACAUCAAGAGUCCCAAAAGAGAGGGACGCAUCCUGGAAGUGUCUGCUUUGAGUAGUCAUCCUCUGGAGGGAAGGCACUUGUGGAUUAAUGGACAGAGAAGUCAACAUGGAGAUGAUUUUGAACUAGGUGGCGAGUUGAGAGAAGAUCUGCUGCUGUCACCACACAGGCCAAAGAGACACGCUUCCUUUGAAUUUCAGCCCAUCUUUGCUGCUGAGAGCCUGAGCCAAACAGAUUUGGAAAGUUUUGCCUACUUUUUUCCUGAAGAUCACCUGGCAGAAGCUAGACCAAAGGUUCAACCCCAGUGGCCCACACCAACUGGACUGACCUCAGCCAAAGCCCUGGAGGUUUGCCAGAAGGCCUUGGUCAACUCCACCAUUGGCGUCAUGUGUGGAGGUCUGCUGGGACGCCAUCUUGAUGAAGCAGUGACUCUCUGUAUGGUGGACCUGCAGCUAAAGGAUGACCUGGGUUGGGAUGAAGCUCUACUGCCGUUUCUGGAAAAUGAGUGUGAGAAACAGCUGCUGGACAACCGCACCCAGCGAGCCAUGGAGGUUCAUACCUCACCAGGCGCUUCAGAGGAGGUGGUGAUGGCAUUGCGCUGCCCGAACUUGUGUAACGGGAAUGGAGAGUGUACCGAGUGGGGAUGCCAAUGUUAUCCAAGUUACAGCAACCAUGACUGCAGCCUUUCCAUCAGCCACCCUAUUGAGAUAACCGAUUUGGAAAAUGGUGGACUAUGUGACAUCCGAACCUUUGACUGUCGCAGUGUUCGAGUGUUUGGCCUCGGCUUCAUUGACUCUCCUGAGCUUAGCUGCCUCACCACAAGACUAAAGUUCAUGAACAACGGUUGGGUUCCAGAGGAGCAGCAGAAGACAAAGGCAACUUUUCUCAGCUCCAAGGCUUUAGACUGUGCUGUUCCAUCACUGAGCAGUGCAGCUAUCAGUACAGAGGACUUCAUGAUGGACGACAAGCCAUAUGCACGAUGGGACAUUAAGGUGACCAAUGAUGGGUUCCAGAUCAGCCAGGCAAAGAUGCUGACAAUUUAUGAUGGUGUUUGCCAGGUCUGUGAGGCAUCGCACUCAGGACUCUGUAAGUUAAAGGAGAAGACAUGUAACAUAGACGGGAUGUGUUUUGCAGCCGGAAGUGUCAACCCCAGCAGCCCCUGCCUUGUGUGUAAUCCCGACACCUCCAAAUUCACCUGGUCUGUAAACCAAGUAAACAGGCCUCCAUCUUUCCACCGACCUCAGAGCAGCCUGCGGACAUUUGCUGGAGAGAAUUUCGUCUUCCAGUUUGCGGCGUCUGACCCAGAGGGCUCGGCGAUCCUGUUUCAGCUGGAGGAUGAACCAGAUGGGGCUGCACUGUCUCCUGCUGGCCUUCUCAUCUGGAGGGUCCCCUCGGUUCUCCUCAAGGAGGAGGUUCAGCAGUCCUUCAGUUUUACGCUCUCUGAUGAGUGCAACGUCCAGAGCACCUUCAUGGUCCAGGUUGAUGUGGUGCCGUGCGGUUGCCUGAACAGAGGGACCUGCGUGACGGAUGUCAGUUUUCCAGCCGGCAGUGGGAAGUACCUUUGUGUUUGUCCUGAGGGUAAACAGGGCGAACUCUGUGGCGAAGACGUGGAUCAGUGUUUGUCGUCUCCGUGUUCAGCCGGCAGGUGCAUCAGCACCGCCAGCGGCUACAGAUGUGAAUGUCCUGCUGGACUGAGAGGUUUAACAUGCCUGGAGGACAUCAAUGAAUGUGAGAGGAAUCCAUGUUUUCCUGGAGUCCAGUGCAUCAACAGUAUCGGCUCCUUUAGCUGUGGUCUAUGCCCCAAAGGCAUGCUGGGAAAUGGAACGACUUGUACAGCAGCAGUCUUUAGGCCGGAUGCCAUCAUCCCAACACCUUUUCCUCUUACAACUGUUUACAAGAUACCAGAUGUUCUGCUGCGAGUCCCAACAAAGACGGACCCUUUCCACAGAGCCUCCACUUCUUUGAAGCCAGAGGUGGGCAAAGAGACGCCAAGAACUGGGACCAAAGCAGAGUCCACCUCUUUGAGGAAUAUCCCAGGAAUUACCCCCAACUUAAAGGUCAGGACGGCCGAAACCAACAAGAGUGUGGCAGCAGAUGCUUCCCAACACAUAGGUGGUCAGCCAAGAAAACCUCAAAGAGGUCCUUUGGUUUCAUCCAAGCCCAUCAGCAACACUUUUGAGGACAACUCAGAGAGUACAGCCUUAAAAGAGACACUGAACCAGACAACAGUAAAGAAUGAAGUCGGGAAUACUUCCAAUAAAACAUCAGAAUCAGGUCCGGUUCGGUCUGUCCCCGUCUCAGCAACAUGUGCCAGCAGGCCAUGCUUCCCUGGAGUCCAAUGCAUCAACCGCAGGCCUCCACACGUUGGCUACGUCUGCGGUCGCUGCCCCCCUGGACUUCACGGCAAUGGUCGUGUCUGCAUGAAGACUCCCAAGGAAGCAUCCAAUGUCCUCCCUCAGCAGCAGACGUUUGGUAAAUCCAGCCGAUAUUUGCAUGUAAGCAAAGCCAAACCUUCCCAACUUAACCUCCACCUGCCAAGCUUCCCAUCCAGGCAAUCUAUCAGGCGUCCACCUUUAUCAGUGGCCACACAAGACAAUCCACCACAUCAGGAUUUAUCAUCACAGAGAGGCGGUGGAACAGGGAGGAGGGAAGCAGUCUCCUCUUUCUCCAGAGACGCUCCAAGGACAUCGUCCAACGCUUUAUUCACUCCCCACUCCACUCAUGAGAUUGCCAUCUCCAGAUAUGUCACCAGGACAUUCACCAGGUCAAGAACUGCAACCUUUAGAGAGUCGGGUCCCAAGACGACCCAGAAGUCUGAGCAAGCUACAGCCCUUAAAGUGACGCCACCACAGGGAGUUCAGCCACAGCUCAAGUCCUGGACGCCUCCAAAGCCUGCUCUCCCUCGCACCGCUGCCCUCACAGCUCUGUCCUACACUCUGUCCGAAUCAGAGUUCUCCGCAGAUGGAGACGAACUUGAUCCCCUACCCGAGGGUCCACAAGCACCCCCAGCACCAACUCCUACACCUUUUGUCCAGGCGGUCUCCAGCUUCACACCACAUAAACAUAUGUCCAAUCAUCUCAAAAUAAGGAGCGACACAACAGCCAACAGUCAUGUGACGGCCUGCUCCGGUACACUUUGCUUUCCUGGGGUCCAGUGUGAGCCGGCAGUGGGUGGGGGUUUCCGCUGUGGGAGGUGUCCUGCAGGAUACAUCGGAGAUGGACACGCAUGUCGGGCUGUAUGCAGGCACAUGUGUGGCAGAAACAUGGAGUGUGCUGCACCCAACACAUGCCGCUGCAAGCCAGGCUAUACAGGCUCAAACUGCCAGACAGCGAUUUGUGAUCCGGAGUGUGUGAACGGCGGGGUUUGCAUUGCUCCAGGUGUGUGUCAGUGUCCCGGAGGUUUCCAUGGAGAGAUUUGUGAAGAAGCUCUGUGCAGGUUUCCAUGUGAAAAUGGAGGCAGCUGUGUGGGACUGCAGACCUGUUCCUGUCCGUAUGGGUUUGUUGGUCCCCGAUGUGAAACCAUGGUCUGCAGCCGUCACUGCCACAAUGGAGGAAAGUGUAUGUCCCCAGACGAGUGUAGGUGUCCUCCAGAGUGGACCGGACCGUCCUGUGAGACAGCUCUAUGUUCGCCCGUUUGUCUGAACGGAGGAACUUGUUCUCGGCCGAACGCCUGCGAGUGUCCCCGCGGUUUCUACGGAGCGCAGUGUCAGAAUGCUGUCUGCAGUCCACCCUGUAAAAACGGUGGCAUGUGCAGGAGGAACAACCUCUGUUCCUGCCUGCAGGGAUUCUCCGGAGAGCGUUGCGAGAAAAGUGUGUGUGACCCCGUGUGCAUGAAUGGCGGCAGGUGCGUCGGCCCAGACGUGUGCGACUGUCCGUCCGGCUGGCGAGGGAAGAGAUGCGACAAACCCAGCUGCCUGCAGACGUGUCUGAACGGAGGGGAGUGUGUCGGUCUGAACACCUGCCACUGUCCGCCAGGCUGGCAGGGAUUUCUCUGUCAGAUCCCUCGCUGCGAGACGCCAUGUUUGUUCGGCAGCCGCUGCGUUCAGCCAAACGUCUGUGCCUGCAGAGCUGGGUUCACCGGAGCUCGGUGUUCACAGAGGCUCCCUGUCGCUCGCGGCUGACGAUCAGCGGAUUAUUGAUCCCAACUCUCUGACUACUGUAGAAACCUGCCAUGUUCAGGUUCCUCGUCUAUAAUCUGACUUUCUCUAUCAGUAUUUAUUUAUUUGGAUGUUUUAUAUUGUCACAUAUCCUUGUAAUCUGCUGCUUCUCAUCGAAUCUUUGUUUACUGGAUGUUUUGUAGGAGAAUAAAAAGUGUUUUAUAGGCUUUUCUGA
Messenger RNA from Poecilia reticulata (guppy), 6639 nucleotides. NCBI's taxonomy places the organism in Eukaryota, Metazoa, Chordata, Actinopteri, Cyprinodontiformes, Poeciliidae. The record is from RefSeq and is a predicted model, not a curated record.